AGGGAGGGAGAUGGAGAGAGAGAUUUCUCAAAUAAUGGCAAUUUUGGGGUCAGAGUCACAUACUCUAACUUCUACUGUCAAAAUUGUUAAUCAGGUAGAAGUUGAGUGUGUGAAAUGCUACUCAUGUGGUUUCACAGAGGAAUGCACACCUGCAUACAUAUCAAAAGUAUGUCAAAGAUACCAAGGCAAAUGGCUUUGCGGAUUGUGUGCUGAAGCAGUGAAAGAUGAGGUUGUUAGAUCAAAGAGACGUAUCACCAUUGAAGAAGCUUUGAAUCGACACAUCAAUUUCUAUAAAGAGUUUAGAUCAUCAUCUGCUCGUUUGAAUAAAACAGAGCCCCCUAUUGUUGCUAUGAGCAAAAUUCUUCGUCGGAGUUUGGAUUCUCCAAGACCACAUCUCUGAUCAGAGUAAAUCAAAGUUCUUUCAAAGGUUGAUGAUGUUCGUUCUUCAACAUUAGUUCAAUAAGAUAGUUUCUUUUCGUCAGUAUUUGGUUAAUCUGUUUAAUGUAGAAUAUGUUUGUGGUUGAAGUAACAUGUGAAAUGAAAACUAAAAUAUGUGCGCGCGCACAUGCUUUUUCAUUCCAACUCUGACCACUUUUAAAAUUGAGAAAUGAUAU
This is a messenger RNA of Medicago truncatula (barrel medic), 614 nucleotides long. RefSeq lists its product as uncharacterized. NCBI's taxonomy places the organism in Eukaryota, Viridiplantae, Streptophyta, Magnoliopsida, Fabales, Fabaceae. The record is from RefSeq and is a predicted model, not a curated record. The transcript has a single exon. The coding region runs from base 11 to 400 and encodes 129 amino acids.